GCUUUGACUUUUCUGGACUACUUCAUCAUCCCAUCGGCUAAACAGACUGGGUCGAGGUUGCCUAAGUUAACUGUGGAACAUUGUUGACUGCGGCGGCUCGCCACACUUCACCUUGGUAUUUUUUCGUUUUUCCUUUUUCCACCGGAGGACAUCUGGCUCCAUCCGGACGAUUUAAGUUAUUGGAAUGAACAUUUGAACUGCUGGGACAUUGGGGGUUUGGAGGGUGAACUGAAUGUAUGUCGGAAACGGUGAUAAUGUCUGUAAUGUUGGUUUGAUGCGUCGGAGUGCGGCCGAGCCUCCAGCGCCUAAUAUCCCGCCGUGGUGUAACCCAGAUAGCAGCUGACUCUGGGCCGAAUCCGCCUUCAAACCGGCAGAUCCGUGUAACAGUCCCGUUUUACUGCCCAGUUCCAGAUACGGCCCGCAUGUAGGAGUGGGCGUGAGCAUCCAUCAGUCGGCGGAAUCAUAAUAGUUCUGGCCCGGACUCGUCGGAACGAGCACGCGAAUUGUUUCAUUUUUUUUUCUUUCGAACCGGUUCAUACCGGACCAGAAGUCAGUCAGCGGAAUCGUAGUUGUUCUGGCCCGGACUCGUCGGAACGAGCGCGCAAACUGUUUCAUUCUUUGGAUCAGUUCGGACUGGAAGCUUUGUGGAAAGAGUUUAUAACGGUUCAAUCUUUUCUUCACCCCUGGCUGAGAGCCCGGGAUUAAUAGGCUCGACUCAACAAGGCUGGUCCGUGCCGGCACACUGCCUCCCUGUCUGUGGUGAGACCGCACUGGGUGACAUUCUGUAGUGCUCCUCUGCUUCCUGCGUCCAUGUCUCUGCACACUGACAGAAAUAAGCGGUUCAUUUUUAAAGAGGAGAAUCGUCCUCCGAGCAGACGGACACCUGUCUGUCUGUCUGUCCUCUCUUCCCGUCUUGGAGCACCGGACCAUCACACCGGGACUCUCUCGGCUGCUGAACGCGGCUGAGAGCGCACGGAGGACGGGGGAAGGGUCGGAGUGAAGCCUGGAUCUACUGAUUGAUUGGCUGCAUCGAUGGAUGCGCGGUGUCACGUCUCACCUUGGGAGAGUUCAGCCUGCGAUGCCGGGCCCCUGAGCCCUGACCCCUCUGAGAGACCCCUCUGAGAAGGAGGAGCGACCAGCAGAGCUCUGAGGAAGGAUGGAGAGAGGAGAGGAGGAGGAGAGCCGAGGAGAAGAGGCUUCAACCUCCUCCAAACGGGGGAGAGCCUCGCCCAGAGGAGGAGGAGACGCCUGUAGACAAAAUGGCCUCAUCAACACACACAUGCUGGGGGCGGAGCCUCGGGAGGCGCUGCUGUUGGUGUACUCAGCUCCUCAGUAUCAGGGUCAUGUGGUGGUGAACGCCCCCCCGCAGCAGGAGAGGAGCGGUGGAGGAGGAGGUGGGGGACCUCCUCAGCUCCUGAACCCCAGCGCUCUCCUCCAUCAGCAGGCGGUGUUGGACCCCCGCCUCAGGACAACCCCCGGCCUCCUCCUCUGCCCAGAGAACGUCCUGCGGGCGUGGGGGGAGGCCGGGGGAGGCGACUGCUGUGAGACCACCUUCAUCGAGGGGCUCGGUCCUGACGCCUCCUCCCCAGCAGCCUCCUCCUCCACAAAGGAGGCCCUGCUGUUCGCCGACGGGAAGUUUCUGGACUUUUCUGGAGAGGACGCAAAGAUUCACACGCUGUCGUACGACAUCGACGACGACGAGUUCCAGGAGUUGGAGAGUGAUUACUCCAGCGAAUCAGAGAGCGAGGAUACCUUCCUGUUGAUGCCUCCCAGAGAUCACCUGGGCCUCAGUGUCUUCUCCAUGCUCUGCUGCUUCUGGCCGCUUGGCAUCGCCGCCUUCUACCUGUCUCACGAGCAACUCCACACCUCCAGCUCCGAAAGGAACAGGGCCGGUUGCCAAUGACAACGCUUCCCACACUGCAAUCCUUCACUGAACAGCAGAAAGCUCUGCAGCAGGAGGA
Molecule: messenger RNA, 1961 nt
Organism: Micropterus dolomieu (smallmouth bass)
Lineage: Eukaryota; Metazoa; Chordata; Actinopteri; Centrarchiformes; Centrarchidae
Product: synapse differentiation-inducing gene protein 1
Exons: 8
Coding region: 1157-1903 (248 amino acids)
Biological process (GO): positive regulation of synapse assembly; synaptic vesicle clustering
Cellular component (GO): intracellular membrane-bounded organelle; postsynaptic density membrane; synaptic vesicle membrane
Source: RefSeq, a predicted model, not a curated record